AUGACAACACAUUGCACAAUUUUGCUUUUAGAUACAAACUGUUCAUCACGAAUUUUACGAGAAAAAUAUGACCUGGAAAGAAAGGCUCUCAAGGCAAUUCCCUUCUUUUCCGAAAUUGCCCAACUAUUCGAAUUUGAUCCGAUCAUGUAUGGACUGGCAUUGGAGAGGAUGAAGUUGGAUAAUUUAUUCAUCUCUGAGUGUAUGAGAAACAAUGAAGAGAUUAUGCUGAAGGCUAUCCGAUUGGAUUUUUGUAGAAUUUAUGAUGCAAGUAAUGAAUUGAAGAAAAAUCGAGAAUUUGUGAUGAAGGCUUUGAGAGUGAAUGGGAGAGCUUUUGAACUGAUGGUAAACGAGUUGCGAAACGAUCAAGAAUUGGUACGAUUGGCUAUUGAGAAUGGAUGUGGAGAUGCCUUGGAGUUUGCAAAUGAAGAUCUUAGGUCGGAUAGAGAAUUAGUGUUGAAAGCUAUCAGAAAUUCGAUGAGUGCUUUUUCACAUUGCAGCAAGGAAUUGAAAAAUGAUAGAGAGGUAGUUUUUGAGGCUGUCAAAAAGAACCCAAUUAUUACAAUAAUGACCAUUCCAGAAAAUAUGAAAAAAGAUAGAGAAAUUUUGUUAAAUGCUGUCAAACUUGAUGGAACUUCUAUUCAAUUUGCCGCAAAAUAUGUUAAACAAGAUAGGGAAAUACUCUUGGAAUCAAUUGGACCUAAUUAUGUUGCAGGAUUUCUACUGGCAAGUCCAGAAAUACAGAACGACAGAGAAUUUGCUCUUCAAGCCGUUAAAAGAAAUGGAAAAGUGCUUGGUAGAGUUCCUCAUCAAUUUAGAAAGGACAAAGAGAUAGUAUUAGAGGCAGUAAAACAAUGUGGAGAUGCACUAAAGGAUGCUGACGAAUCACUCAAACAGGAUGUGGAAAUUGUGACAGCAGCUAUUACUCAAGAGGGAUGCGCUUUCAAAUAUGCUCACGAAAGUUUAAGGAGAGAUAGAGAUUUGGUUUACUUGGCAGUUUCCUCUAAUGGGUAUGCUCUGGGUUAUGCUGCUCUUCCAAGUUUAAAAUCAGAUGUUGAAAUCAUCAAGAAAGCUAUCAAAAUCAAUCCCAGAGCUAUAACCUAUUCAACAGAUUUGAUCAAAGAAAAAGAGUUUAUUUUGGAGGCAAUCGAUAUUAAUCCAAGAGUUGCUGAAUAUGCUGCUGACGAGUUAAAGCAGGACAGAGAUGUCAUUUUGGCAUAUUUCAAACACAAUACUCUUGCUAUAUUGGAAUGCCCAGAAAUUGUGAAACAGGACAGAGAAUUCGUACUGGAAGCAGUGAAACUUAAUGGAUCUGCAUUCUUUGAAUGUGGAACUUACUUUAAGCACGAUAGAGAAAUUAUCAUGGAAGCAUUAAUGACCUAUAAUUUUAUUACAAGAGACGAGUACAAUUACCUCUUGAAGGAUCGUACUUUCCUCAUACAAAUGAUUGAAAAAAUCAAUUCUCGAUAA
Naegleria gruberi is the source of this 1467-nucleotide messenger RNA. RefSeq lists its product as uncharacterized. The coding region runs from base 1 to 1467 and encodes 488 amino acids. The transcript has a single exon. The record is from RefSeq and is a predicted model, not a curated record. Lineage: Eukaryota; Heterolobosea; Eutetramitea; Acrasida; Naegleriidae.